AUAUUAAAAGGAAAAAAAAAACAAAUAAAGGAAGAAGAAUCUGCCUUUCUCCAUGUUCACCGUGACCGCCGCUUCCAUCGAGGGUUAAGCCGAGUCGUAAUCUGCCUGAUUUCUCAUUCCGUCUUCGAAUCGAAGCUGAGAUGGCGAGAAUGGCCAGGAGAAUCGCUGCUUUCACAGUGGCUUCUGCUUCGAGUUUGGUUCAGACUCAUCAUCGCCUGGGGAGAGGUACUUUCUCAGAUUGUUGCUCUGUUUUAAGUUUUCGGAGAUUGUUUUCUUCUGGUGUUGGAGACUGCAGAGACAGAUUUAGAUUUGGGUUUCAUGGUUGUAAUGUCGAGGAUGCUGUCGCUUUGUUCGACCAGAUGGUUCGGUCUCGUCCCUAUCCCUCCAUCGUUGAUUUUAAUAAAUUACUGACUGCAAUCACCAAAAUGAAACGGUAUGAUGUUGUGAUUUCUCUCUGCAAGCGAAUGGAAUUGCUCGGGGUUUCACAUAACGACUACACUUUGAGCAUUCUCAUCAACUGUUUCUGCCGCUCAGGACGAGCGGUUUUGGGCCUUUCGGUUUUGGGGAGAAUCGUGAAACUGGGUUACGAGCCUCAUUUGAUCACGUUCAAUACCCUGAUCAAUGGAUUCUGUAUCCAAGGAAAGCUUUCUACGGCAUUAAUUUUGGUUGACCAAAUAGUCAAAGACGGAUACAAACCUGAUGUUGUGACACACACCUCUCUGGUCGACAGACUUUGUCGAGAGGGUAGAGUUUCUGAAGCUGUCAGUUUAGUUGAUCGGAUGUUAAAGAUGGGUUGUAAACCCGAUGUAAUUACUUAUAACACUAUUGUCAAUGGGGUUUGUAAGUCAGGAGAAUAUGCUUUGGCACUGAAUAUGCUCACAAUGAUGGAGGAAAGGAACAUUGAGGUUGAUAUCAUCAUGUAUAAUACGAUCAUUGAUGGUCUUUGCAAAGGUGGACUUGUAGAUGAUGCGUUGAAUCUUUUUGAAAAGAUGGAUAACAAAGGGGUUGUACGAGAUGUUGUCACCUACAAUUGUUUGAUAAACGGUCUUUGCGUUUUUGAUAGAUGGAACGAUGUUGUCCGAUUGUUGAAUGAUAUGAUCAAAAAGAAAAUCACCCCAAAUGUUAUCACUUUCAAUGGCUUAAUCAAUUCAUUCAUCACGGAGGGUAAAUUUUUGGAGGCUAAAGAAUUGUACGAAGAGAUGAUCCGAAGAGGUCUAGUUCCGGAUACUAUCACUUAUACUUUACUGAUUAAUGGAUUUUGCAUGCAGAAUCGCCUUGACGAGGCAAAACAGAUGUUCGAUUCUAUGAUCGACAAAGGAUGCUUUCCCGAUGCAGUGACUUUUAAUUGUCUGAUAAAUGGUUAUUGCAAGUGUAGUAAGGUGGAUGAGGGUAUGAAGCUCUUUCAUGAGAUGUCUCGAAGAGGAUUGGUCGGUAAUACAUCUACUUACAACACUCUCAUCCAAGGAUAUUUCCGAACGGGCAAUGCCAAGGUCGCCCAGAAACUCUUUUUAGAGAUGCAGAGACAGGGAGUGUGUCCCGAUCUUAUAACUUUCGCGGUAAUGCUUGACGGUCUUUGUAAGAAUGGAAAACUGGACGUGGCACUUGAAUUGUAUUGCAAGUUGGAAACGAGUGGGAUCGAUCUCGAUAUAUUUGUGCAUACUGUUAUGAUAAAUGGUUUGUCGAAGGCUGACAGGGUUGAUGAGGCGCAACAAUUGUUUAAUAAGCUUUCCGUUAAAGGGGUUGAACCGAACGUAACGACGUACAAUACAAUGAUCACUGGAUUUUGUGGAAAACGUAUACUCCGUGAAGCCAUCAAGCUGUUUAAAAACAUGAAAGAGGUUGGUUGUAUGCCGGAUGACUGUACAUAUAAUCUAUUGAUCCGAGGUCAUCUCGAAAGUGGCCAUGUACCAACUGUUAUCGAGCUAAUUCGAGAAAUGCGAAGCUGCGGUUUUUCGUCAGAUGUUUCAACCUUGGAAAUGGUUGUUAAUAUGUUGUCGGAUGGGAGAUUGGAGAAAAGUUUUUUGGAUCUUCUUUCUCAGUGAGCUGUAACGCGGAGCUUGCUUUCAGUCAUGGUAGUCAUAUGACAAAGAGGAACACAUUGAAUACAGUUAUGGCAAUUGGUCCUAGUAGAGUUCUUAUUUAUUUCAGAAAGCCGACACAUAAUUGGUACUACACUUUCAUGGCUCUCCACUGUUUUGGGUAGUUGAUGUGUCUGGUGCCUCUGCUGUCUUGUGGGUGAUGUUUUGUCUAAACUACUCUAAAGUGGGUCAAAGCUGACAGAUAAUUUAUCUCUGGUGAAUGAGAAGAUUGUCAGAUGCCGGAAGUGUUGUGUUCUUGCUAAGGUUUCUUGAUGUCGGAAGUGGAGAAGUUGAUGUUGGAUUUGGUCGAUCCACAGAUGUCCAAAUGGUUUGUGGUCUGAGAACGAGCGUUGGAGAUAGACAUGUUUUAUAAUUUGGUUGCCAUUCUCUGUCUUUCACGCAUUUGUUGCUCUUUCAUUACUCACUGAUCUUAAACACAGAUCUAAAGCUUUGGGAAGAAAAAGAAAAAGGUUAGUAAAUAUAUGAAUCACCGAUCCAUUGACAGAUAAAAAUUAAAUAUAUCUGAAUAGUGUCUAUUAAACAU
Tarenaya hassleriana is the source of this 2622-nucleotide messenger RNA. RefSeq names its product pentatricopeptide repeat-containing protein At1g63330-like. Lineage: Eukaryota; Viridiplantae; Streptophyta; Magnoliopsida; Brassicales; Cleomaceae. The transcript has 3 exons. The record is from RefSeq and is a predicted model, not a curated record. The coding region runs from base 141 to 2042 and encodes 633 amino acids. Gene Ontology annotation, molecular function: protein binding.